GUGGUGUGAUGGAAGUGGAUAACUUCAUAAGUCAUUAGCGUAGCCUGUUUUUUGUCAUGCAAUGUAGUCGCAUGAUGUCCCAAUGUGUUGCUAAGUAGCUAAUUUAGCGAGCUCGUCUGCCGAGGUGGAGAUUGACUGGCAUGUCUUUCAAAGAGCUAUCAAACAUGUCUACAGCCAAGCACAGGAUGCGCGAUAAGAAGAUGAGGAACCAGCCGAUCAACGUCACCUAUUCCUCCCAGGGCAGCUCACACUGGAGGAACGGAGGGGACACCCCAACAGGUCGAGGCCAUGAUCUGUCUCCACAUCCAUGGGGCCAGGGGUCCUCCCACUCUGGCCAUGCCCAGAGAGGGGGCUGGGUCCGGGGCCACCAGAGAGAAGGACACGGGGGAUACCCGCAGGCUAUGCCCACACACAUCACUGCCUCAGCGUUUGCCAAGGCCCGGGCUGCGGAGGUGAACGCCAUGUUGAUGGCCGUCACCAAGACAACAGGCAGCUCCCAUGUGUUUGGAGCUCUUCCUAAACACAUGAGGAGGAGGGCCAUGAGCCAUAACACCAAGAGACUGCCCUGCAGGCUGAGACACAUGGCCAACAACAUGUUGGAGAAGAGUCAGAAGGCUGGUCAGAAGGUGAAGAAGGAACAGUCCAAGAGUAAGAGCCGUAAAGCCCGGCGUCGCCACGGCAACAUGCUCCUGGAGUUCAACCGCCGCCAGCGGAAGAACCUGUGGCUGGAGACUCACAUCUGGCACGCCAAGCGCUUCCACGUGGUCAAGAGAUGGGGCUACUGUCUGGGAGACAGGCCAACCUACAAGUGUUACAGAGCCUGCUACAGAGCCAUGAGCUCCCACUGUCUCCUACAGGACAUGUCGUACUACUGCUGUGUGGAGUUACAGGGGCCAGGGGAACAGCUGUUAGCUGCUCUGUCUAAGCUGACCAGCAAGGAAACUGGGCCUACGUUUGCAGCAGCCAUGUGUGUUUCAGGCAGGAGACAGGGCAGUGUGGUGGUGUACCGAGCAGGACAGUACCCUCUCCAGCCCCUGGGGCCUGUCACAUUCCUCUGGAGGCCCACAACGCAGGGCCGGGGGGGCCAGGAGGACCAGGGCUCCCAGGGAUCAACACACAGACAGCUGUGGAUCUGGGCUCACCCCACCAUGAAAACGGACCUCCUCCCAGAGCUGCAGGCUGUCUGUCAGUGUUCUGAGGCUGUCCUUCCACCUGCUCCAGUGGACCUCCCUGUCCCACAGCCAGCCCCUACCCCCACCUUGGCCCCCGGUCCUGGGGCUGGUCCUGAGGUGGUGCAGGCCUCUGGUUCUGGUUCUAAGAGGAAGUGGUCGUCCAGGGAGCCUGAGGCUGCUGGACCACCAGCCAAGAAGCUCCUGGGAUACAGUACCAUUUCUGCUACGACACCCGUAACCUGGAGGUCCAGUACCACUGGUAUAGUCAUCAGUGACCUCACCAUGGAGAUGGUGCGGUAUCGUCUGAUUGGACCUCUAUCACAUUCCGUUCUGACUGAAACCCUGGCCCCUGCCACACACUGUGAUGCUCCAGGUAAAUCCAGACCAUCUCCCUUCUGGUGGCCAGAUCACUGCAGAGACGACUGUAACAUGUCUCUUCAUCAACAACAAGCUGGUGUCUUCAACAUGCUCAAAGGUGUGUACUCCACAGCAGAGGUUCCAGCCGGCUCAGUUCUGGGUCUGACGGUGGAUGACCCCAGAUUGACCUUACCAAACAAGAGAAGCAAGGCCGUGUCCGACAUCAGGAAGGCACAAGGAGUGAACGGGAGAGAGUUCCCUGUGGGACCGGGGUCCGCGACAGGCACAGCGAACAAGAUGACAGACCAGGAAGUAAACAGACUGCGUAAUGAUGUUCUGGUCCCAGGCUCCAGACUCCCCACCCCCCUGCAGGGUAGAGUACCCGUCCUACUGGUGCAGCAGUCUGGGAAGAGCCAGGGCACAGAGAUGGGGUCCUGGGGGGCGGGAUGGGACCUGCUGCUACCCAAGGCCUGGGGCAUGGCCUUCUGGGUCCCUCUGGUUUAUAGAGGAGUACGUAUCGGAGGGCUGAGGAUGAGUCUGAAACACGCCCAGAAUAAAGGAGAGCCUCACUUUCCCCACGACUACCCAGACUGCCCUGCAGGAGCACGCUUCCAGGAAGAGCAGGAGGCUGAGCUGCUGGCCAAGUUCAGGAGGCGCCCGCCAGCCAAACGGACCAAUUACAUCAAACAUGGCUGCCUGGCUCCGUUCCGUUGUCCCUGGCAACAGCUGGUCGAGGAGUGGGAGCUGAUCGUGAAGGAGGAAGGAGGAGGAGGAGGAGAGGAGGCGGUCGCAUCAAUGGAACAGGAAGUGAAACCACCACAGAGUAACUUCACAGUCUUGAGGAACAGGAAGUCUCUAAGGCAGCUGUCCGCUUGGUGUCGCCCCACAUCCUCUAAAUAUCAGAGGUCACGUAACCCGGGAUCAACACCACAACUCAACCGUAACGUUGCAGCGUCUCUCCUCUCGGCACACGGUGGCAGCAGCCUGGUGUGGAUCCGUCUCUCCCUCGUCGCCAAGGGCCAACCGGAGCAGCACGCCCUGGUGUGUGUCCCCACCGCAGAGGACCUCCAGCUGGUACGUGAGGAGCCGGGCUGCACAGGGCCCCAGGAGCCUCUACACACUGACCACUUCAAGAGCCGCGUCAAACGGCCACGCAAGAAGGACCACAACAAACCUGGAACCUCCUCCUCUUCCUCCGCCAAGCAGUCUGACCCUGCCUCAGUCCCUGGUGUCAACCCUGGUCCUGAUCCUGGCUCCUCUUCCAGCCUCACCAACCCUGAUCCUAGCUCCUCCUCCAGCCUCACCAACCCCUCUUCCUCCUGUACCUCAUCCCUGACUCUGGGUCUCUGGCCGGAGCCCCUUCCCAGCGUCACCUCCCACUGCUCCAGGGUGACUCUGGGCUGGGUGACCCAGGGGGACUUCUCCCUGUCGGCUGGCUGUGGAGAGGCUCUGGGGCUCCUCAGCCUUACUGGUCUCCUACACACCCUGCUCAGACAGCCUGACGGCCAGAGAGGACUGGUGCUGCUACGGAACCCCGGAUCACUGCAAUACCGUUUCGCUAAGAUCAACAUAGAGGUCUGAGGAGUACUGCAGGUUCAAUCCCACAUCGCAACAGUACCGCUUCCCUAAGAUCAACAUAGAGGUCUGAGGGGUACUGCAGGUUCAAUCCCACAUCGCUAAGAUCAACAUAGAGGUCUGAGGGGUACUGCAGGUUCAAUCCCACAUCGCAACAGUACUGCUUCUCUACGUAAAGCCACAGACUGAGUAAAACACUGUGCCUAGUGUGAGUCCCUUCACCCCAACCCCUGUUAGGGGUACUAGAUAUGAAAUGCCUGGCAUGCACACACAACAUUACACAUAUUGAAUGACACAUUGUUUGAGUGGAAGAACUUUGAAAUUGAUAAUUCCCUGUAAGGUUUUCUGGGAGUUUUUCAUUUGAGUUGAAAUGAGUUUAAAAAAAUUUUUGUUCAAUAUUGUUUUCACCGAAGUUCUGUAGAGAAGAUACCACUCAUUAUGUACUGGUUCUGUAGAGAAGACACCAGUCAUUAUGUACUGGUUCUGUAGAGAAGACACCAGUCAUUCUUAGGUUUGCCUGAUUCCCAUUUUUGUGAAAACAGAUCUGUCUUUGGAUUUGAGAGCUCGAGUUGAAAUGGUUGACAAUAAAAAUCCCUCUACUCCAA
Molecule: messenger RNA, 3709 nt
Organism: Oncorhynchus gorbuscha (pink salmon)
Lineage: Eukaryota; Metazoa; Chordata; Actinopteri; Salmoniformes; Salmonidae
Product: ribonucleases P/MRP protein subunit POP1-like
Exons: 16
Coding region: 141-3110 (989 amino acids)
Biological process (GO): tRNA 5'-leader removal
Cellular component (GO): nucleolar ribonuclease P complex; ribonuclease MRP complex
Source: RefSeq, a predicted model, not a curated record